AUGCUGUUCGGUGAGAUCUUCUAUGAUUCUGCGGAUAUAGCAGUUAAAGCAUCUGUCACCGAUAAAAAGCCCUUAAUAGUAUUUCUGAGACAAGAAGGGACCACAGGUGAUCUUUAUAUAUCCAAGCACUUUGUUAAAAGCAAUCAAAAGUUGACCGAAAAGUUUAUUGAUGAAGUGAAACUCAACUAUAUUACUCUUAGUUUGAUAGAAAAUACAAACGAUUUCAACUCCUUCAAGCAAAUCUUCCCCAAUUUAACCGUUCCAAGUAUAGUCAUCGUGAAAGAGGGUACACUAUUGGAUGUUAUUAAUGGUGAUUUGUCUGUUGAACGAUUUGAAGAAGCUAUCAAAAUUCAUAGGCCAGCUGCUUUCUCACUCCCGAAUUUUCUGGCUGCAGCAGAUAUACCCCAGUCGACUCCAACAACAUCGUCAUUAUCACCAUCAUCAUCCUCAUCACCGUCGAUAUCUGCUUCUCCUGCUUCUGUUCCUGUUCCUGCUCCGUCCUCAGUGUCAGGAUCUGUCUCAAACUCAGCUUCAACUAGUUCCAGCUCCACCCCUGAACCAAAUCUGUUAAAUGAUACCCAUACUGCAGCAAGACGUAAGCAAGACGUUCUCAGGACUCGAAAUCAAGAACGCGAUCGAUUAAAUGCUAUAAGACGCCAAAUUGAAAUGGACCAGAAAGAACGGGCAUCUUUACAAAGAGAAAGAGAAGAGUUCAAAUCUCAAACAACUAAUCUGGGAAAGAGAAGACGACCAAGUAAAUCUUAUGAUGAGUGUAUCCUUUCUAUUAAGCUUCUUGAUGGCUCAACGUUACGUAACGAAUUCAGGUCGCUUGAUAGUUUGGAAGUUGUACGGAAAUGGAUAGAUGAACAAGAAGAAAUUGUGACUCAAGAUGAAUUUAUGCCAUCUUUUGCAAAAUCUACCGUUCCGCAAAUAAUUCUGUAUACUUUUUUCGCCCCAUCAUUAUCUGGCCAUACAUUUUCAAUGGAACAGGAAAAGGAACUGUUGUUGAGUUUAGAAUUAUGUCCCAGAUCUGCUUUAUUUUUAAAGCCAGUCUAUGGUCAUCCUAAUAGUCCUCCACAAGUCCAAUCUAGUUCGGCCGUAUUGCAAACAGUUAAGAAGUCGUUUUCCCUUUUGGGACAUGCCUUAUAUUCCUUUUUUGAUUAUGGAGUUGAAGACGCAAGGAAUAAUGAGCAUGAAUAUAAUGAGCGUGAUAACGAUGAAAAUCGAAAUGACUUGAAAUCUGAUAAUGAAGAACGUCCCAGUACUCCAGGCCAAUUUAUUACCAUCAAAUCUCAUCCUUCAUCGUCUUCUCUUUACAAUCUACGGAGACAGAAUUCUAAUACUAGUACGUCAAUUACACCUAAAGAGUCUGUUAAGAAUGAACCUGUUCGUCCUCAUAAUUUGCACCGGUUGCAUUCGUUUAAAGAUGAAAAUGGAUCUGAAGAAGAAGUAGGUUCUCUGGGGAAAUAG
Molecule: messenger RNA, 1470 nt
Organism: Lizanozyma spartinae
Lineage: Eukaryota; Fungi; Ascomycota; Pichiomycetes; Serinales; Debaryomycetaceae
Exons: 1
Coding region: 1-1470 (489 amino acids)
Molecular function (GO): protein binding
Source: RefSeq, a predicted model, not a curated record